AUGGGUGCUUGGGGUGCUGGUUAUUUUGAUAGUGAUAUGUCCUGUGAUUGUUGGGCUGAAUUAAGACAUGAAAAUACUGAAAAUGCUCUUGAAUUAAUUAUAACUUAUUUACAAAAUGUUGUUAACAAUAAUUCUUAUAUUGAAGUUGAUGAAACUGAUGCUGCUAUUGUUUGUUCAUUACUUGUAAUUGUUUUAUUUACUAAUUAUAAUUGGAUUAAUGAAACUUUUACAGAAAAAGAUAUUCCUAAAUAUGUUCAAGAAGAACUUGAAAUUUUUUUAAAUCGUUAUCAAAAAAAUUGGGAUGAAAAUUAUAAAAAUAAACAAAUUGAAAUUAAAAUUAAAAUUGGUGAACAAAAAGAGGUGGUAAGUAUCCCAAAAUUGGCAAAUUUAUCAUUAAAACAAGUACUUAAUCCUAAAAUUAGUGAAUCUUGUGAAUUAUGGGUGGAAACAGAAUAUUAUGAUGAAUGGAAACAAAGAAUUCAAAUACUUGUUGAUAAAUUGGAACAAAUUCAAACAUCACAAUAA
This is a messenger RNA of Candida albicans SC5314, 525 nucleotides long. RefSeq lists its product as uncharacterized. The transcript has a single exon. Bases 1 to 525 code for a protein of 174 amino acids. The record is from RefSeq and is a predicted model, not a curated record. NCBI's taxonomy places the organism in Eukaryota, Fungi, Ascomycota, Pichiomycetes, Serinales, Debaryomycetaceae.